GAGUUGACUAGAACAUGUGGUUAGACAUGGCUGCGCCCUGCUGGCGUUGAGGACUGUGAGCGGUGAACAGAGGAUAAAAGUAAUAUAGCGUUAUUUACAGGCUCGUUGGUAGGUAUACGCAAUAGUACGAAAAUGUAUAAAUUGUGUUGAACGUUUGCGAAGAACACAUUUUAAAAAGGACAGCGAAAUGACUAUCGUUCAGCAAUAGGUAGCCACAGAUGUAACAACAAACCAGCGAUCUCUAAGGUAUAUUACUUAUCAUGACAGACGUGGCGAUGUCUGCAAACGACACGGCCCAAGGCCAGAAAUUAUCCAGGGCUAUGAUUAUAGAAAUGUUGACUAGAAAGUUUGAACGUCUACCUGAUAUCGACAGAAAGCUGUUUUCAUACGGCCCCAUAUAUUUGGCUGGAAACGCUGCUUUUGCUGGAUUGGUUGCCAAUAGCUUUUACCGACGUGCACUCAAUGUCAGUCAAGGACGAUUUACUUCCAGUCUUCCUAUGGCUGUUCUUCCCUUUUUGACAACAGCAGCACUUUACACUGCGACCGUAACAAACCCUCUUAUGUCAGGUGAUCUGAACUGCCCAACAUGUAUCCUGAUAAGAGGGGCACUGGUGGGUGUGCUUGGUGGGGGCAUAUAUCCUAUUUUGUUAGCCUUACCUGUCAACGCUGGACUUGCAGCCAGGUAUAGCAGCGCACCAAUGCCAGAAAAAGGAAAUACUUUACGUUUCUGGGUGAAUCUGAGCAAACCCAUUGUACGCAAAAUGUACGCUGUUCUACUCCUGCAGGCUUUAUUUGGAACCUACUUGAGCUCAAAGCACUACGAGAUCUACCUGAAAAUGCUAAAAAUACCAGAUUCUGACAGUGAAGAGCUUCAUGAUUGACUGUUAGCAUUGGUACUGAAAAUUCAUUAUUUACUCACACUCAUGUCAUUCCAAAAUUGUACGAGUUUCUCUUCUGUGGAACUCAAGGAUAUUUAAAAAAAAAUGUUGGUAACCAAACAUUGGCCCUAUUGACUUCCACUGAAGACACAGAAACCAAGACAUUUCUCACCGUGUUCCACAGAAAUCAGUAAUUUUUGAAUGACAAGGGUGAUUAAAUGGAAAAAAAUAUUUUGUGGUCAACAUCCCUUUAAACAUUGUAAAUAUUUUGUUCAAAUUAAACAUCGUAAUUCAAAGCCUUAUGUCUGUUUUUCAGAUGUGUUUAUUUCAAUUGCUCUGAUAAUUCAUCAACAAUAAAACUUGGCAUAUGUGCACUCUGUUGUAAUUGUCAGAAAGUUGCUCAGAAUAAAGACUCAUUUUUAAAUAUAGGUGAAAUUUAAAGCAGUUUUCUAUAAAAUUGUACCACAAAUGUUAAGUAUCACAAUUGCUGUAAAUUCCCUACAUACUAUGUUAUUCUACCAUUAAAGGCAUGAAGAGGUUUCCCCUUAAAUAAUCAAGUAGGACUAUAAAGUGGAUAAAAAGUGGUGUUAAAACUGUCAGUUUACAACUUACCCAAAAAUAGAGAAUUUGAUAACCAGGUUUUGUUAGCAACUGAAAAUAAUGCAUUUAGCAAAAAGUUGGUAACACUUUACAAUAAGGUGCUAUUUAUUAACAACAAGUUGCUAUUUAUUAACAAUAAGUUAAUGCAUUAGCUAAAAUGAACUAAUGAUAUACACUACUACAGCAUUUAUUAAUGUUAUUUAAUGUUAAUUUCAGCAUUUACUUAUACAUUAUUAAAAUCGUUGUCACUGUUAACACAAGUUAUUGCACCAUGAACUAACAUGAAUAACUGUAUGGACGUGAACUAACUGAAAAACUAAAUUGCUAUUUUUUUUAUUAUGUUAGCUAAUGUUAACUAAUAACACCUUACUGUAAAGUGUGAUAGCAAAACGCUUUAACAUUUUUAAAACUUACAAUAUUGCCUCACAAAGACCUCCGAAUGUGCACUCGUUUCCAAUCCCCAACAAUCAACCAAACAGUUCUGAAAUGCUAAAGCGUCAAUAACAUUAUGGUGAUUUAAAACGCACGAUUUGUCUUUAGUAUUUUUAAUUAUUCUGAAAGAACACUCUUUGAAGAUUAUGGGAAAAUGUUUGUAUUAAUAUUAGAACUUUCAUGACAUAAAAAUCUACUUGAUGGCAAUGAAGUCAAUUUUUUGUUACUAUUUUUCUGCAUGUUUUGAUGAUUACACUGAAGCAAUCUUAUAAUUGGUCUUAAUUCCUUCAACACUGUUCAUAAAGUAGAAAUUAAAAAUAAAUUAUCUGGCCGUUAUUUAAGCUAUGUCUAGACAACUGCAAGUAAUCAUCAUAUCCAACAAAAUGCUGUAACAAUCAUCUAACCAGUAACUGCAUUGAUGGUCUUAGGACUGAUUUUUUUAUGAAGACACCAGAAACACCAAAGUUAGACAUUUCAGAACUACUUGGGUGAUCCGCAACAUAAGAGAGCAGCAGCUUCUAUGAUUAUCCAUGACCAACAAUGGUCUUCAUCAAACAGAACUGAAUUUAACGAAAUAAAAU
Messenger RNA from Triplophysa rosa, 2491 nucleotides. It is a transcript of the gene tmem126a, whose product is annotated as transmembrane protein 126A. The record is from RefSeq and is a predicted model, not a curated record. Gene Ontology annotation, cellular component: mitochondrion. Lineage: Eukaryota; Metazoa; Chordata; Actinopteri; Cypriniformes; Nemacheilidae. Gene Ontology annotation, biological process: mitochondrial respiratory chain complex I assembly. Bases 261 to 881 code for a protein of 206 amino acids. The transcript is spliced from 5 exons.